UUUGAUAAAAAUUUUUAUCAUUGCAAUAACAUCGAAAGAAAAAAAAACUAAAAUAUCCUAGCAUAUUGUCAUAUAAUAUAUUAUAUAAACUUUAUAUUAUCAUGCCUAGAGUUGAUCCAUUGAUAGUUGGUCGUGUGAUAGGUGAAGUUUUAGAUCCAUUCACUAAGUCUGUUGAUCUUAGAGUUGUUUAUAAUAAUAGAGAAGUGAACAAUGCAUGUGUGUUGAAACCUUCACAAGUUGUUAUGCAACCUAGGGUUUAUAUCGGAGGGGACGAUCUUCGCACCUUUUACACUCUGAUUAUGGUGGAUCCUGAUGCUCCAAGCCCAAGCAAUCCUAACUUGAGGGAGUAUCUACACUGGCUGGUCACAGAUAUCCCAGCAACUACAGAUACAAGCUUUGGAAAUGAAAUAGUAUGCUACGAGAAUCCAACACCAACGAUGGGAAUUCAUCGAUUCGUUUUGGUUUUAUUUCGACAAUUGGGACGUGAAACAGUGUAUCCCCCAGGAUGGCGUCAAAAUUUCAACACAAGAGACUUUGCUGAGCUUUAUAAUCUUGGAUUGCCUGUUGCAUCUGUUUACUUCAAUUGCCAUAGAGAGAGUGGUACUGGAGGACGUCGCGCAUAAAAGAAAUACAUACAUACAUACAUACAUACGUAUGAUAAAAAUAAAGUGUUACCAAUAUCUCAUCGCGAGAUCUUAAAGUGAAAUUACAUGAUUCAAGAGCGAUAUGCGUGUGAAAAAAAAUCAGAAUUUCUAAUUGACUUUCUAUGUCGAUUCGAAAUUCUGAUUUUAAUUUUCAUGUAAUUAAAAACCUAGAUACUUGAUGUCUAGUAGUAAGGGGGAUUACCCUCAUGAUGUUAUAAAUAAAUAGAGUAUAUUGGUUAGCAUAUGAUAAAUAUAUGGUUUGUUAUAAUAAUAAUCUUCCAUCGAAAUUGUACUUGCAUUGUCACAAUAAUUUUCGAUAGAUUUUCUAUCGAAAAUUCCUUAUUAUAUAUGAAAAUUUUGAUUUUUCUAA
Messenger RNA from Solanum pennellii, 1014 nucleotides. Its product is annotated as protein FLOWERING LOCUS T-like. NCBI's taxonomy places the organism in Eukaryota, Viridiplantae, Streptophyta, Magnoliopsida, Solanales, Solanaceae. Bases 102 to 623 code for a protein of 173 amino acids. The record is from RefSeq and is a predicted model, not a curated record. The transcript is spliced from 4 exons.